AUGCCCUCGCGAAGCGAUUCCAGCUACUCCCUGACCGGCCCCACCUCGCACAGCUUCACCCACCUGCGGGUCCAGCGCGCCUGGCUGCAGGUCAUCCUUCUCCUGGGCUUCAUCCAGAUGAUCCUGGGCAUCCUGAUCGUCACCUUCAGCCUCCUGGUGACCACCAUCGUGCCCGGGCAGAGUAUCCGCAAUUCUUGCCCCAUCUGGGCUGGUUUUCCGCUGGCAUUCUCUGGACUGGUUGGCAUCGUUUCCUGGCGGCGUCCUUUCACCCCGGUGAUCACCUUCUUCACGCUUCUGUCCGUGCUGGGAAUCAUGCUUAGCCUGGCCGGCUCCGUCCUCUCCUGCCAAAAUGCCCAGAUGAUCAGAUCCCUGGACCCCUCCUGUCAGCUGACGACCGUUCAGUCCCCAAAGGAAGUGUGUGAGUGUUGCAUCACGCGGUCGGGCAUCUCCAGGCCCCACGUCAGUUCCUGCCCCCUGGAGACUGUCCGCAUGUACCCAAAUCCCGACUGUCCCAAAGCCCGCCAGGCUCUCAAAGACCUGUUCUUCAGUGUUUGCGGCCUGACUAUUUUCUCCAUCCUGGUGUGUGUGCUUUCUGCCCUCAUGUGUUGCAUCCACAUCUUCUCUUUGGACAUCCUCCACGCGCUCUCCCCUCCCCGCUCCAGCUCCGUGACUUUGGACUGCACCUCUCCCCCGGACACUUUCCUGCAGAACAUGCUGGACCUCGAAGAAUUCGUUCCCCCUGUGCCUCCACCGCCGUACUACCCUCCAGAGUACACCUGUAGCUCAGAGACGGAUGCCCAAAGCAUAACCUACAACGGCUCCAUGGACAGCCCUGUGCCGCUGUACCCCACCGACUUCCCCCCCAGUUAUGAAGCUGUUAUGGGGCUUCAUGGGGAUAGCCAGGUGACGCUGUUCGAUUCGCAGUUCACAGACACGUCGCAUGGCCCUUGCACCUGUAACCAAAUUCCUUCUGUUGUGCUCAGCGGAGAAGCUGUUUCCAUGGACAGCGGCUCCCUGGUCAUGUCGGAAAUCGUAGACAUCCCUGGUGACAGCAGCCCUUCGGAGGACUCGUGCCUGCUGGAGACGGGCGGCUCCGCCCGCUCGGUCGACUACGUCCUCUUCCGCUCCAUCCAGCGCAGCCGGGCUGACUACUGCCUGAGCGUGGACUGCGGGCAGUGCGGCCUGCAUCCUCAGAGCCCCACCCUGCAGGGCCCUUUCGAGGAGGUGCCGCGUCCGCGUCUCCGGGGCGAACGCUCCUACUCCUGCUCGACGCCCAGCACGGGCUACGAGGGCUUGCCGGAGGCGGGCGGCGCCCUGACCCACAGUUGCCACCGCCUGGAAGGCCUGGGCCACAGCAUCGGACCCUGUUUCCCCGAGGUGCGGGUCAAGGCCAAGAGCUCGCUCCCGGGACGCAAAGCCCCCGGGCGGCAGCAGCGGCGGAGCAGCGAGGCUUCCUUCCGGCUGCCUUCGGCCUGCUGUCCCCUGCUGCGGUCCCACAGUGAUCCCGGAAUUACCUCAGCCAGUGACGCCGAAGGUGACUUCCAGGAGGUAUUCUGCACCAAAGCUUUGGAGGAUGACACGUCGAAUUCCUCUGAUACAGGGCCACACUUGGAGGCCUGCCUUCUACAUCCGCUGGGCCGCGAGCCGCCCUCGCUCUCACGGGGUCGCCAGUCAGGCAAGGCGAAGCUGGAGGUGCCGUGGAAGGUCACGCAGCACCUGCCCAAGACGGCCACCCGCUCCCUGGGGGAUCUGAAGGUGUGCCGAGGGACCCGGGGUCUCAUGGCCCGCUUUCUGCACAGGUCCAAGCGCAAUCUGGCUUCGCCGGGAGCGGAAACGGCUAGACACGGCCCCCAGGGACGGAAGCAGGGAAUACGAUGGCGGUUGGGGCGUUCCUCCCCCGAGGGGAUCCACUUACAGAGCUGCGGGGACCUAAGCUCUACCUCAUCUUUGCGCCGCCUGCUGUCGGCCCGCCGGCUGGAGCGGAGGCGUCCCCAUAGCCUCAGCGGACUCGUACGAGAGACUAACCUCUAA
Messenger RNA from Euleptes europaea (tarantolino), 2031 nucleotides. RefSeq names its product endosomal transmembrane epsin interactor 3 (gene ENTREP3). The transcript has 14 exons. The record is from RefSeq and is a predicted model, not a curated record. Bases 1 to 2031 code for a protein of 676 amino acids. Gene Ontology annotation, cellular component: membrane. NCBI's taxonomy places the organism in Eukaryota, Metazoa, Chordata, Lepidosauria, Squamata, Sphaerodactylidae.